This is a messenger RNA of Arachis duranensis, 1985 nucleotides long. RefSeq lists its product as uncharacterized. The transcript has 9 exons. NCBI's taxonomy places the organism in Eukaryota, Viridiplantae, Streptophyta, Magnoliopsida, Fabales, Fabaceae. The record is from RefSeq and is a predicted model, not a curated record. Bases 336 to 1391 code for a protein of 351 amino acids.
UUAGAAUAGGUACAUUGAUGCUAAUUAUAUUUAUCUUGACUCUAGAGUGACACUUGAAAGCAAUUUGAGUUACUGAGCAUUGGUUUAUCCCAUGGGAUUGGCUCAAUUUGUUGUGGUUGGCUCUCUUUUGAUGCUAGUUUUGUGACUAAGGAAUCAUUGAACUAUUUAUUUUGUUGCACUUACUAAUAGGUUCUGUGAAUCUGACAACUAUGCACCCAACACAAGAAUUCAAAUGUGUAGAUAUGACCUAUGAGUAUGCAUACUGGAGAAAGAGAAAAGAAAUUUUGUGAGGAAAAACAUUAAAGUGGAAUAACAACGUCGUUGAAAAACAGAAAAUGGCUGCAUCAGUGUCUCUGCUUCGAAAACUGAGGAGCCUCCCUCUGUGUGCAUGGUUUGGGAGCAGGAGAAGGAGCUUGCGUUCUGAUGCGGCAUUGGAAGCCAUAGCCAAAGCUUCAGAAGACAAAGUUCCCAACUUGGUUGUCUACAACUACCCUACCUUCUCUGGAGCAUUUUCUGCCCUCUUUGCUCACCUCUUCCACAUUCGCCACAACCUCCCUGCCCUCAUUUUGCCCUUCUCUUCGGUUCCCUUUCUUUCUCUCAGGGUUGAAGAUUUGUGCAUUGAAGGCCUUGAGACCUGCUACCUGCUUGAUUUUAUUCCACCAAAAGAAUUUAUUUUCGAACUCUCCAAGCAAUCAAAAUGCAAGAUUAUUGGGUUUGAUCACCGGAAAUCGGUGCUUCGUAAUAUUCCCUCUGCUGAUGAUCUUGCUGAGAACAUUAUGAUUCAUGUUAACAAUGAGAAGAGUAGCUCCAGUACUGUUUAUGAAUACUUUUCGAGAAAAAGUGCGGACAUGAAUUCUGAUGGUGUGGUUCCAAAUUUAGUGGAGUCGAAAGACAGGGAGCGUGUGGAGAUGAUUCUCAGCUAUAUUGAGGAUGGAGAUCUUCGCCGAUAUACCUUGCCUAACAUUAAGGCCUUUAACAUUGGACUGAAUGAAUGGCGGGAAAAGCUUAACUGCAUUUCCAAUCCGAACAUGUAUAAGCAGUUGCUGGAGUUAAGUGCUGAAGGUCUAAUCGCUAAAGGAAAUGCACAUGUUUCAUCUCGCCAGGAUGCUGCAAGUAAACUGCUGCAAAAGGUGUUUAGGGUUCGGUUGGGAAGAGGAUUUUAUGGAGAGUGCCUGGGUGUUCGGGCAGAUGGGAACUCCAACCUAAGUGAUGAAAGUGCUUUACCCAUAGGAGCUGUGAUAUUCAUGCAACGGAAUAAUCUCAAAAUGUGCUUGCGUAGCAUGGAUAGGGUCACUGAUACCUCUGAAGUUGCAAGGGCCUAUGGUGGAGGUGGUUCCCCAAGUUCAAGUUCCUUCAUAAUAAGGAUGGAUGAGUACAACCAAUGGAUUUGAGUGAAUUGAUCCUGAGCAUUCCGGUUGAGAUCAACAGUGACAGUUGAUGGCUGGUUUAUUUACUUGAUGUAAUUUUGAGAUCGUCUGGCACGAUUAAUGAGAUCCGUUCACAAGACAGACGAUGCUUUGACAGCGGACCUUUUGAAGAUGAUAGUAGUGCUAUUGUGACAGAUCCUUAGACUAUCUUGAUAAUGAUGCAAGACACACGAGACUUGGAGAAGAAGGUGGAGCAGAGCAAGAAGGAAUACUUGAUCUUGGGAGUGGACAAGUCCACUGAUCAGGUUGACUUGAAGGGCAGAGAUAUUAAAGAAGUUUAACAUUCAGAUUGCAAAGAGGUGAAAUCUUUGUUACUCUUCUAAAAUUCAUGGUGCAUAUAAAUGUGACUGGUCUAAGUUCCCAGAGGCGUUAACUGUGGAUACCGCGUUAUGAAUGGUAGAGGAUUUCAACCUGUAACCUGCGGUGUCAGUCACACAUGCGGGGCAUAUACUUUUGGAAGAUUGUCUUCUUCCACUUUUUCAGUUUUGCAUGCGUAUCAGUUUUGUUUCCAUAACUUAUCGAUUUCAAUAUAUGACGAUGACCAUGUGUAAGUCAAAA